Cuscuta epithymum is the source of this 3706-nucleotide messenger RNA. The record is from the annotation of a GenBank genome assembly. NCBI's taxonomy places the organism in Eukaryota, Viridiplantae, Streptophyta, Magnoliopsida, Solanales, Convolvulaceae.
AUUUAAAUGUGACUAGUAUGAGUGUCCAAUUUUCUUCUUUCUUCCGAUCAUCUGUUAUCCAGUCGAAGUUCAUGUCCAUUAGACCAUUAUCCACUUCCUACUCACGAAGUGGAGCUGCAGCUGCAUUCCUCACAACAAAUCAACAAUGGCAUUAAAACUAUUUUCUUUGCCAUUUCAUACUGCCAUCACUACUGCUUCUCAAUCAAAGCUGGCGCAGUUCUCUGGCUCAAAGUCGGCGACUUUUGCUCAAACUUUUCCGAAACACGUCGAGGAAUCAGGUCGGAGAAGGUCGUAUUUAGCGUGCAUGAAAUCGGAGGAGGAUAACGUUUCAGAGGUGGGGAACCAAUGGGGAAAGGUCUCUGCCGUGCUGUUUGAUAUGGACGGUGUGCUUUGCAAUAGCGAGGAGCUGUCUAGGAGGGCAGCUGUGGAUCUUUUCGCUGAAAUGGGGGUUCGGGCUACUGUUGAAGAUUUUGCACCCUUUACGGGCAUGGGGGAAGUGAACUUCUUAGGUGGUGUUGCUAAUGCAAAAGGUGUUAAGGGAUUCAAUCCUGAUGCAUCAAAGAAGAGGUUUUUUGAGAUAUAUUUAGAGAAGUACGCAAAACCAAAUUCUGGCAUAAAUUUCCCCGGCGCCUUUGAGCUUGUCACACAGUGUAAAAGCAAAGGUCUCAAAGUUGCUGUUGCCUCAAGUGCUGAUCGCAUCAAGGUUGAUGCAAACUUAGCAGCCGCUGGUUUGUCAUUAUCGAUGUUUGAUGCAAUUGUCUCUGCAGAUGCAUUUGAAAAUUUGAAGCCUGCUCCUGAUAUUUUUUUGGCCGCAUCAAAGAUUUUGAAUGUGCCCCCUAGUGAGUGUGUUGUGAUUGAAGAUGCAAUAGCUGGCAUACAAGCUGCCAAAGCAGCAAAAAUGAGAUGCAUAGCUGUGACCACAACAUUAGCAGAAGAUACUAUAGAAGCAGCUGCUCCGACUCUUAUCAGAAAGGAGAUAGGCAAUAUUUCAACUGAUGAUAUUCUCAGUGGUGGAUCUGAUUCCCAUAAGGUGAAGAUGCAGGCAUCUCAAUCUAUCAGUUAUCAUGCACCAUCUUCAAUUGAACCCAACAUUAAAGAGAUUACAUCUGUGCAGGAUAAAUACCCUACCAUUGAUCCAAUCUCCUGGUUUGGAGGGGUGCACGUGUCCCGGCACAAUGUUUUGAGAUAUACAAGUUUGGGCAUUGCUGUUUCCUGUCUUGUUUUCACCAUCACAAAUUGGAAGGCAAUGCAGUAUACGUCUCCAAAAGCUAUUUGGAACUUUUUAUUUGGAGUCAGCAGCCCCCCUUUUGGACAAAGUGAAGACUCAUCUCGCACACAGAGAAUUGAACAGCUCAUAAACUAUAUUUCUGAUGUAGAGACCAGGAAAAAUGCAACUACUGUGCCAGAGUUCCCAGCUAAAUUAGAUUGGCUAAAUACUGCCCCUCUUCAGCUCAGCCGGGAUUUGAGAGGCAAGGUCGUUCUUCUGGACUUUUGGACAUACUGCUGUAUUAAUUGUAUGCAUGUGCUGCCAGAUCUGAAAUUUCUGGAGAAAAAGUAUAAAGAUAUGCCUUUUGUUGUCGUGGGUGUGCAUUCAGCAAAGUUUGACAAUGAGAAAGACCUAGAAGCUAUUCGCAAUGCAGUGUUGCGCUAUGAAGUCACUCACCCAGUUGUUAAUGAUGGAGAGAUGAAUUUAUGGAGAGAGUUAGGUAUAAAUUCCUGGCCCACCUUUGCUGUUGUUGGGCCAAAUGGAAAGCUUCUUGCACAAAUUGCUGGUGAGGGUCAUAGAAAGGAUCUUGAUGACUUAGUUGAGGCGGCACUUCUUUUCUAUGGUAGAAAAAAGCUAUUGGAUAGUAGUCCCAUUCCUUUGAAAUUGGAGAGAGACAAUGAUCCCUACUUGUUAGCAUCCCCCUUGAAAUUUCCGGGUAAACUGGCAGUUGAUGUUCUCAACAACCGUCUGUUCAUUUCCGACAGCAACCACAACAGAAUAGUAGUUACUGACCUUGAAGGGAACUAUUUGGUUCAAGUUGGUAGCACAGGGGAGGAGGGUCUUCAUGAUGGUCAUUUUGAUGAGGCGACUUUCAAUCGACCACAGGGUCUAUCUUACAAUGCAAAGAAAAACCUUCUUUAUGUGGCAGAUACAGAGAACCAUGCUUUGAGAGUCAUUGAUUUUGUAAGUGAGUCAGUAAGGACCAUUGCUGGGAAUGGAACAAAAGGUUCUGAUUAUGAAGGGGGACGAACAGGAACUACUCAGGCUCUCAAUUCUCCAUGGGAUAUCUGUUUUGAUCCUGAGAAUGAGAUUGUAUACAUUGCAAUGGCCGGUCAGCAUCAAAUCUGGAAGCAUUAUACAUCAGAAGGCGUAACAAAAGCUUUCAGUGGUGAUGGUUAUGAGAGGAAUUUAAAUGGGUCAAGCUCCAGGAACACAUCAUACGCACAACCUUCUGGGGUUUCACUAUCACCUGACCGAAAGGAGGCAUAUAUUGCUGAUAGUGAGAGUAGCUCCAUUCGAGCCGUUGAUCUUAGGACAGGAGGUUCAAAAUUGCUUGCUGGUGGUGACCCAAAUUUCUCAGAUAAUUUGUUCCGGUUUGGAGACCUUGAUGGAAUAGGUUCUGGUGCACUUCUUCAGCACCCAUUAGGCGUUUUAUGUGGUCGAGAUGGUCAAGUUUAUAUAGCAGAUUCGUACAAUCACAAGAUUAAGAAGCUAGAUCCAGUUAGUAGAGCGGUGAGCACAUUAGCUGGCACUGGUCGUGCUGGCUUCAAGGACGGGGCAUCUUCAAGAUCUCAGCUCUCUGAACCAGCAGGAAUUGCUCAAGCAGAAAAUGGAAGAUUAUUCAUAGCAGAUACAAACAACAACCUUAUCAGAUAUUUAGACCUGAUCGAUGGAAAAGCUGAACUUCACACGCUACCAUUAAAGGGAGUUCCGCCUCCUGCAGCUAAAUCCCCAUCUUUGAAACGGCUUAGGAGAAGACGAGUGGACACACAGACCAUUGUUGUUAAUGGUAGUUCAUCAAAAGAAACUCUGUUACAUCUCCAAAUAUCUGUGCCUGAAGGUUACCACUUCUCAAAGGAAGCACAAAGUAAAUUUUGCAUUGACAUGGAACCAGAGGAUGCAGCUCAGAUUUAUCCUAUGGAUGGAAGUCUCAACACAGAAGGUUCUGCUCUUAUACAAGUCAGCAGGUCAUUGGCUUCACCUUCCACGGCUAGAAUUCAUUGCAAGGUUUACUACUGUAAAGAAGAUGAGGUUUGCUUAUAUCAGUCUCUGACCUUUGAAGUACAAUUUCAAGAGUUGAAUCCUGAUUCCUCUCCUGCCGAGAUCUCACUUCCAUAUUUUGUAAAGCCAAAGAGAUGAGAUGGUUCAUUCCUCCAUAGAUAAGCAUGGCAGCUUCAAGGUGCAGCACCGUACAAAACUAUGGAGGAGUUGAGAAGACAAAUGAGAUGGCACUAGGGAUGAAUUUAUUUUCUAUUCUUACUAAAUCAUAACAAAUAAUUAAUUAAUCUAAAUAAAGUAAGUAUAUUGCAUUUCAUAUUCAUACACUAUUUUUUUCUGUAUUUUUUUAUUCAUACACUUUUGUAAUAUAAUUUUAAUAGUCAAUGGAGCCAAAGACUCGAUAUAUUUUGGCUUGAGAAUAUGAUGGAAUAAAGCAAAAUGGCUCACAAACUGUGUGCGCUUCUUUGUUAUGAACGAAUAGUCAACCUAUGCAAUUUCCGA